GUUUAACAACCUCAGCCAUAUUUUUAGCAGAUGGCCAGCGGCUCGCAUCAAGUUCACGCGAUCAGACCAUUAAGAUCUGGGAUGCCAGUUCGGGCGCGUGCCUACAGACGCUCGAUGCCGGCAGAUUCAUAACCCACCUUUUGUUCGAUCCAAUGACCAAUUCCCGGCUCUCUACGGAUAUUGGAGUUUUGAACCUAGAUCUAUCCUCCGCCAAUGCUGCACAAUGCACCAACGCUUCCUUGUUAGACUGUAGCCAUUACGGCUAUGGUGUAAGCACUGACAGUAUAUGGAUUGUGAAAGAUAGGAAGAGACUGCUUUGGCUACCUCUAGAGUAUCGAGCAUCGAAAUCAGCUGUGGCGGGGUCAACGGUCGCUAUAGGCACUCAUUCAGGUCGUGUUUUAGUGAUGGAAUUCUUACUCUAGUAUUCUAGUCGGUAACGGGGUCCGUUACGGGUUUUAGGCCAAUCACAACUAUUGAAUUCGACAUGGGCUCCUCAAACUCGUAACGGGCCCCGUUACUGUCCAGGUCGUAUUUACAAAAACGCGGAACGUGAAUAUCGAUUUUUUAUCCACUCAGACUGGAAACUAAAUGUAGUAUAAAACUUAUCACCAUUAUAUAAAUACAUACAUUAUAGCCUUUAGACUCAAC
Fusarium redolens is the source of this 648-nucleotide messenger RNA. RefSeq lists its product as uncharacterized. The transcript has a single exon. The record is from RefSeq and is a predicted model, not a curated record. NCBI's taxonomy places the organism in Eukaryota, Fungi, Ascomycota, Sordariomycetes, Hypocreales, Nectriaceae. Bases 153 to 422 code for a protein of 89 amino acids.